CCCUCAGUAAUGGAUUGGUGAAGGGAACUGUAGUAACACCAGACAGUACAGUCGGAAUUUGGACUUAUAUCAAGAUUCUCUGAAGGACAACAGCUCUUAAGCAUAGCCACUGCAACAUAAUGGGCCAAGACAAAGAACUUAUUGUCAGAAGCUUCCAUUUUGUUUGCAUUAUGACCGUAAUCAUUGGAACCAUAAGCCACUUCUCUGAUGAAAGUGAAUUUGCAAUAACCAUGUCAAAAAUAGGCCUUACUCAUAUUCCAAAAGACCUACCACCAAAAACCAAAGUCUUAGACAUAUCUCAAAACAACAUAUCUGAGCUUCAGAUCUCUGAUAUCAGCUUUCUGUCAGGGUUGAAAGUUUUGAGACUUUCCUAUAAUAGAAUCCAGUGGCUUGAUUUUAGUAUUUUCAAGUUCAACCAGGAUUUGGAAUAUUUGGAUUUAUCUCAUAAUCAGUUGCGAAAGAUAUCCUGCCAUCCUAUUGUGAGUUUCAAGCAUUUGGACCUCUCAUUCAAUGACUUUGAUGCCCUGCCCAUCUGUAAGGAAUUUGGCAAUUUGACACAACUGAAUUUCUUGGGAUUAAGUGCUAUGAAGUUACAACAAUUUGAUCUGCUGCCAAUCGCCCACUUGCAUCUAAGUUACCUCCUUCUGGAUUUAGGGAAUUACCAUGUAAAGGAGUCAGAAAGUCUUCAAAUUCUAAAUAUAAAAACACUUCACCUUGUUUUUCAUUCAAAUAGUUUAUUCUCUGUCCAAGUGAACAUAUCAGUUAAUACUUUAGGAUGCUUAAAACUGACUAAUAUUAAGUUGGAUGAUGAGAACUGUGAAGUUUUAAUUAAGUUUUUGUCAGAGCUCACUAGAGUUUCAACCUUACUGAAUUUUACCCUCAACCACAUGGAAACAACUUGGAAGUGCUUGGUUAGAGUCUUGCAGUUUCUUUGGCCCAGGCCUGUGGAAUAUCUCACAAUUUACAACUUAACAAUAGUUGAAAGCAUUGAUGAAGAAGAUUUUACUUAUUCUAAAACAGCAUUGAAAGCACUGACAAUAGAACAUGUCACAAACAAAGUGUUUCUUUUUCCGCAGACCGCAUUAUACACAGUGUUUUCUGAGAUGAACAUUAUGAUGUUAACCAUAUCAGAUACGCCUUUUAUACACAUGCUUUGCCCUCAGGCACCAAGCACAUUUAAAUUUUUGAACUUUACCCAGAAUGUUUUCACAGACAGUGUUUUUCAAAAUUGUUUCACAUUAGUUAGAUUGGAGACACUUAUCCUACAAAAGAAUGGAUUAAAAGACCUUUUCAGUGUAGGUCAGAUGACUAAGAACAUGCCAUCUUUGCAAAUACUAGAUGUUAGCUUCAAUUCUUUGGAAUCUGAUAGGUGUGAGGAAAAUUGCACUUGGGUUGAGAGUAUAGUGAUGUUAAAUUUGUCUUCAAAUAAACUUACUGACUGUGUUUUCAGAUGUUUACCUCCCAGGCUUGAGGUACUUGAUCUUCACAGUAACAGAAUAGAGAGCAUCCCUAAAGAUGUCACUCAUCUGGAAGCUUUGCAAGAACUCAAUGUUGCUUUCAAUUCUUUAAUUGACCUCCCUGGAUGUGACACCUUUAGCAGCCUUUCUGUACUGGUCAUUGACCACAAUUCCAUUUCCCAGCCAUCAGAUGAAUUCUUCCAGAGCUGCCAGAAGAUCAGGUCAAUAAAAGCGGGGAACAAUCCAUUCCAAUGUAUGUGUGAACUAAGAGAAUUUGUCAAAAAUGUAGGCCAAGUAUCAAGUGAAGUGGUAGAGGCCUGGCCUGAUUCUUAUAAGUGUGACUAUCCUGAAAGCUAUAAGGGAAUACCGCUAAAGGAUUUUCACAUGUCUGAAUUAUCCUGCAAUACAGCUCUGCUGAUGGUCACCACUGGGGCCAUCAUGCUGGUGGUGGCUGUUACUGUGACCUUCCUCUGCAUCUAUUUGGAUCUGCCCUGGUAUCUUAGGAUGGUGUUCCAGUGGACCCGGACCCGAUACAGGGCUAGGAACGUACCGUUAGAGGAACUCCAAAGAGCUCUCGAGUUCCAUGCCUUUAUUUCAUAUAGCGAACAUGAUGCUGCCUGGGUGAAGAAUGAAUUGGUACCUUGCCUAGAAAGAGAAGAUAUACGGAUUUGCCUCCAUGAGAGAAACUUUGUUCCUGGCAAGAGCAUUGUGGAAAAUAUCAUCAACUGCAUUGAGAAGAGUUACAAGUCUAUCUUUGUUUUGUCUCCCCACUUUGUCCAGAGUGAGUGGUGCCAUUAUGAACUCUACUUCGCCCACCACAAUCUCUUCCAUAAAGGAUCUAACAAUUUAAUCCUGAUCUUGCUAGAACCUAUUCCACAGAACAUGAUUCCCAGCAAGUAUCAUAAGCUGAAGUCUCUCAUGAUGCAACGGACUUAUUUGGAAUGGCCCAAGGAGAAAAGCAAGCAUGGACUUUUUUUGGCUAACAUUAGAGCUGCUUUUAAUGUGAAAUUAAUACUAGACACUGAAAAUGAUCAUGUGAAAAUUUAAAAAAUGUCAAGAAAUCCAUUAGCUUGCCCUCUGAUGAACACUAUGGUUCUAAGUCACUGUGUGGGGGUACCUAUAUUAUCCCCAUGUCUUCAGAAAAGACUUAAUAAAAACUGUGUUUCAACAGGGGAAUUAGGCUGGGGCAUGAGGUGGUGCUCAACCUCCCAAUGAAAUGCAGCUCAUUCCUUCUUUUCCAAAUUGAGGCAGUCUCUUUUGAGCAAAUUCUCACUCUUUAAAAGGUUCCUCUCUCUGGUCCUUUCCCAAAUGGAUUUUUUGUGAUCAGGAGAAAACAGUUAACAUUAGAAUUGUAUGCACUGGUCCUUGGCGUGUUCUGUGGCUCCUCAUUGGGCUCUGGGUGAGCUUUAUCAUUUGGUUCAACUUUAGGGCUUAGGAAAAAAAUUAGCUAUGGGAUAUAAAAAAGUAUUUUGUUUUA
Messenger RNA from Otolemur garnettii (small-eared galago), 2934 nucleotides. It is a transcript of the gene TLR6, whose product is annotated as toll like receptor 6. The coding region runs from base 120 to 2504 and encodes 794 amino acids. Gene Ontology annotation, molecular function: lipopeptide binding; Toll-like receptor 2 binding; transmembrane signaling receptor activity. Gene Ontology annotation, cellular component: Toll-like receptor 2-Toll-like receptor 6 protein complex; membrane. The transcript is spliced from 2 exons. Gene Ontology annotation, biological process: inflammatory response; cellular response to diacyl bacterial lipopeptide; toll-like receptor signaling pathway. The record is from RefSeq and is a predicted model, not a curated record. NCBI's taxonomy places the organism in Eukaryota, Metazoa, Chordata, Mammalia, Primates, Galagidae.